UAAAUAUUAUUUAAAGUUGCAAAUAACACUCCCAAAUUAAUCAAAAAUAAUUUUAGAUAAGACAAAACAAAUGCGGUCCAUGUUUUUUUUUCUCUCGUGGGGAUACUGUUUAUUUAUAAUAUUCGUUAAUCAGAAAGAGUUAACCAUGGUUACUUUUGAACUCAUCUAAUCUUCUUUCUGCCUCUACUUAACCACGGUCCAACUUAACGCAGUAAACGAGUUAGAGAAAGCAACAAAAAAAAAAAAACAAAAAAACAGAAACAGAAAAAAUAGCAAACCACAGCCAAGAUCCAUCUCAUCUCAUCGCCUCUCUUCCUUCUGUUUCUUCUCCUCUUCUCCCUCUCCCUCUCCCUUGGUCCCUGUAAGCGAUAUCUGGUAAAUGAACUAAGGAAAGAAAGAAGGAAGCCCUUUUCCUCUCUCGUUUCCUUCUCAACUCCGUCGAUUGGAAAGCUCGACUUGCUGUUUGCUUUCCGGGGAAAUCUUCUUUUGUUACCGUUUGUCUGCCCCGAUAAUCCCUCCUGCCGAAACUGUUGGUUUCCUUGGAGAUUUCGCAGCAGUUUAGAAGUUUCUGCUACUUGCUUUUGGCGGUGUGUAUUGUCUCUCAAUUCGGCGCUUGCCCUCUUUGUCUCUUAGUUUGGUUUGGAGCACUUGAGAUCUGUUGCCAACUUUAGCGAAGAAAAAAUGUGGGAGAUUGGUCCUCUUGUAAGACUGAAUUCGCCAGAUUUCAUCCUCUAGCUGUCCCUCGUUCUGCUCCGUUGGUUUCUGGGAAUUUGGCCUCGUAUUUGGAUUUUUGAGGGAUAUCUAUCAAAUUGGAAGCUCGCCCUCCCCCUUUGAGUUUGAGGUCGAGAGUUGUUUGGUAUUUGUCUCUUCCUUUGCCCGGAAAUGAAGAUUGGGGUGAGCAGUACGGCGGGAGGCGGGGGGUGGAAUGAAGAAGAUAAAGCUGUAAUUUCUGCCGUUUUGGGCACCCUAGCUUUCGAUCAUUUGGUAACCAACACGGUGCCGAAUGAGAAUCUGUUAACCACCAUGGGCAGCGACGAGAAUUUGCAGAACAAGCUCUCCGAUCUGGUGGAGCGGCCCAACCCUUGCAACUUCAGCUGGAACUAUGCAAUUUUCUGGCAGAUUUCGUAUUCAAAGUCCGGCGACUGGGUCCUGGGUUGGGCAGACGGGUCAUGCAGGGAGCCCCGGGAAGGGGAAGCAGCCGCCUCCGAACCGGCAACCCGGCUUCUCCUGGAAGACGAAACCCAGCAGCGGAUGAGGAAGCGGGUCAUCCACAAGCUCCAGCAGUUGUUCGGCGGGUCGGACGAUGACGACGAGUAUGCUCUCGGGUUGGACCGGGUCACCGACACCGAGAUGUUCUUCCUCGCCUCCAUGUACUUCUCUUUCCCUCGAGGCCAAGGCGGGCCGGGCAAAUGUUUCGCAUCCGGAAAACACGUCUGGAUCUCCGACGCCCUGAAAUCGAAAUCGACCCCCGAUUACUGCGUUAGGUCGUUUCUCUCCAAGUCCGCCGGGAUUCAAACCAUCGUCCUUGUGCCGACUGAUGUCGGGGUUCUCGAAUUGGGAUCUGUGAUACCGGUCCCUGAGAGCGUCGAAUUGGUUCAGUCCCUGGCCUCUUGCUUCUCUUCUCGCCCUUCGGUUAUGAGAGCUAAGCCGGUGGUUGUCCCGGUAUCGGUACCUCCCGCCGCGGUGGCGAAUGAGAAGAAAGACGAGAUUUCAGGGUUUGCGAAUUCGGGUGCGCCCAAAAUAUUCGGGACAGAUUUGAACAAUUCAAAUCAUCGCCUCCACCACAGCCAUGGCCAUCGGGAGAAAUUGGCGGUGAGGAAGAUGGAGGAGAGGACUCCGGCGGCAUCCUCAUACCACGACACCACCCGGCCACGAAAUGGUUUCCAUGGUUCGAACUGGGCAGCGCAUAGUUUCAGCGUUAAGCAAGGAAACAACCAGGGGGAGGUACACGGUAUGAAAGCAACUGCAGCAAAUAACAUUCAAGAGUUUGUGAAUGGAGCUAGGGAAGAGUUUAGGCUUAACCAUUACCCGCAGCAACAACAGAAGCAGGUGGUGCAAAUGCAGAUUGAUUUUUCUGGUGGGCCUUCGGUCGUUGCUCGGCCUGCCUGCCCCGAGUCUGAACAUUCAGAUGUUGAAGCCACAGUGGGGAAGGAUGAUCCGCGAGCAGCAGGUGCUGAUGACAAGAGGCCCAGAAAGAGGGGAAGGAAACCGGCGAACGGAAGGGAAGAACCAUUGAAUCAUGUGGAAGCAGAGAGGCAGAGGAGAGAGAAGCUAAACCAAAGGUUCUACGCUUUGAGAGCUGUGGUGCCGAACAUCUCAAAGAUGGACAAGGCUUCCUUGUUGGGAGAUGCCAUUGCAUACAUAAAUGAGCUUCAAGCUAAAGUGAAGCUGAUGGAAGCAGAGAGGGAGAGGUUAGGGGGGAGUAGCAGCUCAAGGGAGCCGGGAUCAGAGGGUAAUUCCAUCCGAGAAAACAAUGUCAUCAGCAGGGGUGUUACGGAUGUGGAAGUUCAAGCUUCCUCCCACGAUGAGGUGAUUGUGAGGGUGAGGUGCCCUUUGGAUUCGCAUCCAGCGUCGAGGGUGAUCCAAUUGUUCAAGGAGGCACAGAUCAAUGUGAUAGAGUCUAAACUGGCUGCAGGGAAUGAUAUGGUGUUCCACACAUUUGUGAUCAAGCCAGCGCAAGGGUCAGAACAGCUUACAAAGGAGCGGGUAAUGGCGGUAUUUUCCCAUGAAUCCAACUCCUUGCAGCAGCCAUUAUCGUCUAUUGGGUAGUGUUCAUUGGCUACAGUUUGUUGAUCAAGUAGCUCGGAUGGAAGGUUCAAUUCUUUAACAUUACGAUUUAGCCCGUAGAGAUGAUGAAUAUGUAGUAGCAGUAGUAAUUAUGAGAACAUUCUUGGCAAAGGAUGUUUGUCUUUUGUUGGUUUUAUGUGUUUUUCGAAAGGGAGGUUUAUUUUUUGAGAUAGCACUGGCAAGUGAUCCAUAGGAAUGAAUGAAGAAAGUGUUGGGAAGAGAGUAGGAAAAGGGAAAUGACUAUUUUAGUUGGUCAAGAGAAAAGUGCACUCCCAAUGUUUAUAGUGUAUACAUAGUUUCUUCUGUCUGUCAUAAGGAAGAGGAAGAGGAAGAAAUGAAGAAAAGAAUGCAAGGGAAAGAAAGUGCAUAUCGUUCCCUUCUUUUCUCCUCCUUUCCUUUAAUGGACUGAACUCUGUUAACUCCUACUGUUAUAUGUUGGUACUAGUCCCGUUUUGUUGAUUCUUUAAUUCCUUGUCGUCUAAAUUCUGGUCUGGGUGGAGUUUCAAAAGCACAUUUCAGUUAUAUAUUGGGAUUCACAUCUCUUGCUUGCUGCUUGUUAAGAUAUCAUUAUUGGGAUUCUUUCAUGCUUACACUGGACUGGAGGAGAUUUGUUGUUACUGUAAGGUAAAGUCGGUGGCAGGUAAAUCUUUGGUCUUUUCUUUUCUCACAUAUCAUAUCCAGUGCAGUCAGGAAAGGAAACGAGCAUCUUGGUAGAAGCGGCGAACUGCAACCACCCAACCGCGUCAAAAGAUAGAAAGUACUCAUUCAACAACCACAGCACCAAAAUCAGAAGAUCCAGUAAGUACACUAACCAAUUACCACCGCUUCCUCUCGGCUCGCAGCAAACACUACAAGAUCAUUAGCUUCUUUCUCCUCCCUCUUGCGUGUAGUAAAACUGGGGAAAAGCACUUGUCAUGAAAUUCUGCUGCUAUCGGAGCGCGUCUUUCUAGUAGAGUUACGAGGUUUAUAGUCUUUCUAGUGAGAGUUUUGGUGUGGUCCCGCAUAUCUCUUGUCUACUUAAUAGAACUUGUUGUAAGAGUUACGAGGUUUAUAGUCUGCUUCAAAAAUCUUAUGAUCUGGUUGAGAAAACUUGUGAUCAGCUUUAUGUAAGUUUCUGUGAUAUGUUUCAGAAAACUUGUGGUAUGUUUUAUGAGGUUCUUGAUCAUCUUUAUGAAACUUGUGGUCGGUUUUAUGAGGUUUCCUCUGUGUUUCUGGAAACAUAUGCUUUUAUAAUGUUUCUAGUAUGCUUUAAAAACUUGUGAUCAGCUUUGAAUUAUCUCGUAUGGUUUAUGAAUUUUAUGGUGUAGUGAUGUUAUUAUAUGUUUUAUGACCUUCUAGUCUACUUUAUGUUAUGUGUAGUGUAAUUUGUUUUAAAUCUAUAUCCAGAACAACUUGUAAUAUGACUGAUUCGCAACCCAAUGAGCUCACAAUUGGAAUGACCCGUAACUCAAUGAACUUGUAACCUAAUGAACUCAAACAUAGUGACUUGUAACUCGAUAAAUCUAAAAUCCAACUAACCCACAACUUUUUUGAACCCAACCCGAUUACACUAUUAUUAUAGGUUGAAUGGUCAGGUUGGUCUAGCGUUUCUAUGGGUUGGGUUUGCUUUGCCUGGAUCUGGAUGGAUGGAUGGAAGGGCAAGGAAGGUGAUGAUUGUGGUGGUGAAUAAUAGUGCGGUGGGGGCUGUGUGGGGUUAAUAAUUAAUAAUGCACGAGUUUCACAUGCCCCUCCCUCGUGAAUUUCUGUUUGAAUGCGAUGGGCGUAUGGGAUUGGGAUGGGGGGCCUUUUCCUCCUUCACUUUCUCCCUCCCCCUGUUUCCGUUUUUUUGUUUAUUUAUCGCGUUCGCGUGCGGCGUGUGUACUGUACGGUGUCCCGUGGUAGUGAUGUGAGGAUGGGAAUAGUGUUAAGAAAAUGGUUUAAAAUUCAACAUAACUUUUUUUUUUUAAUAAUUUGAGUUAUUAUUGGGAUCAAUUGGUUUAUAACAUAAUAUCAUAGUUGGUUUGGCAAAUAGUCGUCUGUUCGAAUCUCCACGAUCCUCAAUAUUUUCAGUUGAUUAAAGUACAAAGUAUGACAGACCUGUGCAUAUUUCAAGCCCAUAAAUUAGUUUUCGUUUGAGGGGGCGAGUUAGAGAGUGGUAUAAAACUCAACAUAACUUUUGGCAAAUUACACUUUCAUAGCCAUAACUAUUCACUUUGUGACAAUAAUAGCCAAAUUUUGAAAAAUACACAAAUAUAGCCACACUUUUGAAACUUUAUUGCCAAAUUUAGCCAUUUCCAUUACAAACUUCGACGGCAUUAGAGAUGUCAUCAAUAAAGUGUAAGUGGCUAUUAUUGUCACAAAGUAAAAAAUUUGUGGCUAUGCAGGUGUAUUAAGCCAUAACUUUUUCUAUGACAGACUAGACACAAUUAAGUUGUUGUGUUGCGUCUUGCGUGGGUGCAACGGAGAAAUCGUGUGAUGAUGACUGAACUGAUGGGGGCACUGCAAAACCACACAUUCCUACAUCUGCCCGUCGCAUGCAUUACAUUUCUUUCUUCUUUUCCUUUUGAAAUUCCUAUGCAAAUCGCCAAGAGGAGGAUCAAAGAAAAAGCCCACCACUGUAAGAAGAAGAAAAACAUUGGGCCUUCGGUUUUGUCACGCUACAUUUCUUAGGUUUGACUAUUCACAAAUCACAACAUUGAAGUUAGGGGCGGACCCGCAAUGAGUUGUCCACGAUAAAACUUGAAAAUUAAA
Molecule: messenger RNA, 5517 nt
Organism: Linum trigynum
Lineage: Eukaryota; Viridiplantae; Streptophyta; Magnoliopsida; Malpighiales; Linaceae
Source: the annotation of a GenBank genome assembly